Messenger RNA from Penicillium oxalicum, 1029 nucleotides. RefSeq lists its product as uncharacterized. Bases 1 to 1029 code for a protein of 342 amino acids. The transcript is spliced from 2 exons. The record is from RefSeq and is a predicted model, not a curated record. NCBI's taxonomy places the organism in Eukaryota, Fungi, Ascomycota, Eurotiomycetes, Eurotiales, Aspergillaceae.
AUGACUUCCAAGGUUCCAUUUCAGCUGUUUGGUCCCUAUGCUGACCGUAAUCGGUGGGAAGUCCUCAAUGGGCCCGGUGACUCGCGGGUGACAGGAUACCAAAUCAUCCAGGACGAAGGCCUUGUGAACAAAUGGAAUGACAAGGUCAUUUUGAUCACUGGUGUUUCAUCUGGCAUUGGUGCAGAGACAGUUCGUGUUCUGGCCCAAACUGGAGCUACGGUGUAUGGCACCGUCAGAAACAUGGAUAAAGCGAGGGAGGCUUUGGGCGAUCUCCUCGAUGCUGGCCGCGUCAAGCUUCUCUUUAUGGACCAGACAGAUCUAUCCAGUGUGCGUGCAUGCGCGCGAGAAUUUCUUGGACAAAGCGUAAAGCUAAAUAUCAUGAUCAACAACGCGGCUGUCAUGAACACCCCGGAAAGUCGCACCAAGGACGGUUUCGAGCUCCACCUGGGAACAAACCAUCUCUCCCAUUUCUUGCUAUUCAAUUUGUUAAAAGACACGCUCAUCGCAACGGCGCGCUCCACGCCCGGCUUCGAUUCACGCGUCAUCAACGUAUCCUCGGUAGCCCACCGUUUCAGCAGUGUCCCCUUCGACAAUCUUCACUUCGAGGGGAACUACGACGGCUGGCUGGCCUACGGGGCCAGCAAAACGGCAAACAUCUGGAUGGCGACCCAAAUCGAGCGCUUGUACGGAGAAGAAGGGCUGCAUGGCUACAGUCUGCAUCCGGGAUCAUUCAUGAGUCCCAAUCUCCAAAAGCACUCCCAGCAAGAGGUGGAUGGAAUGCUGCAGGACGAACGUGGUCGAAAGUACUUGUGCAGCCUGGAACAAGGAUGCGCGACGACCAUUUUUGGUGCCGUGUCGAGCACACUUGAAGGCAAGGGUGGACUGUAUCUCGAAGGAGCAUCGGUGGUGAUCCGGCCUGCUCCUUCGGACGCAGAUCCACUUGAAUUUGGAUACAGCACUUUCGCGUUUGAUGAGGCAAAUGAGGAAAGACUGUGGAAUCUCAGCAAGGGCUUUGUGGGAAUCGAAUGA